Gregarina niphandrodes is the source of this 1056-nucleotide messenger RNA. RefSeq lists its product as hypothetical. Lineage: Eukaryota; Apicomplexa; Conoidasida; Eugregarinorida; Gregarinidae. The transcript has a single exon. Bases 1 to 1056 code for a protein of 351 amino acids. The record is from RefSeq and is a predicted model, not a curated record.
AUGAUGCUGGACUUGUACAACGAGCCUUCGUUUAUUGACGAUUCAGACUUCGUGUCCCAGCACCACACCCCCGUAGCUCAGCCGAUUUUGUUGAGUAAGCGCGAAUGGAAAGACUACCGGAAUCGUUUGUUUCCGAAGAAGCCAAGUUCGUCAGUCCAGCAGCGGCUCCAGAAUUUGGUCGCGCACUGUCUACUGUUGCUGCAGGCAUCGUUGUUCAUUGCGCUCCCUUUCAAGGGUUGCACCGGUCUGACGGUGCACGAAGUUCCCUCGUCACAGUUCUUUACAAUCGUUCUCGACAUGGACCACGGGGAGCCCGUCUGCUGUGCGGAAGCUGGAGUGGCUUGCACGUGUUCCAAAGGUAGUUCGAAUGACUGCGUCAAGACUUGCGUGAAGAGUUGUGUUGAAGAGUACUCGCGCGACUAUGUCGAAGAGGGGGCGAACUCUCCCGAAUCGGUCUGUUCAGGCUUGUCGACUGCCGCGAGUGCAAACACGAUCGCGAGUGCAAACACGAUCGCAAGUGCAGACACGAUCGCGAGUGCAAACACGAUCGCAAGUGCAGACACGAUCGCAAGUACAAGUAUGGUCGCAAAUGUGCAUUUGGUUACUUGCGCAGCUGGAUCGAGACGAAGGUAUGUUCAGCCGCGGCCGAUGGACAAGUGCGGAUGUGGCAGACGCCGAUCGGGACCUAUUUGCCGCUACCCUUUACCGCCGCGAACGCCGCUGAUUCUGGCAGUCUAUCCGAGCGUGGAUUGCUCUUUGUGUUCAGUGGCCGAAGUACGAGGACGGAAAUUCUGGAUUUCCUGGAACGAAGCCCUACCACCCCUUCAGUCCCAAAUCGCACGUAGUCUCAUUAUCGACUACUACACAGGUGAAAGGGAAAACGAACGGAUCAACGACCCUAUCCCCCGAUCCUGGACCCCCUUCUGCUGUAAGGACGUCGUCAAAAUGCACCAUCGGAGGCUUCGAAAGGACACAAUAUUUCAAGCCCUGCUCUCUCGCAAUGGCUCUUACCCCAACAUAGUCUAUGAGGUAACUGCCCAUACUACCGAUACAUAA